This is a messenger RNA of Zea mays, 1921 nucleotides long. Its product is annotated as argininosuccinate synthase. Gene Ontology annotation, cellular component: cytoplasm. Gene Ontology annotation, molecular function: ATP binding; argininosuccinate synthase activity. Gene Ontology annotation, biological process: L-arginine biosynthetic process; urea cycle. The record is from RefSeq and is a predicted model, not a curated record. Bases 282 to 1727 code for a protein of 481 amino acids. NCBI's taxonomy places the organism in Eukaryota, Viridiplantae, Streptophyta, Magnoliopsida, Poales, Poaceae. The transcript is spliced from 10 exons.
ACACCCAGUUACAGGCCUUGGGCCUAUCCCUGGAUGCGGUUAAGGCAAACAGGCCCGAGGUGUGAAGGUUCAGAGACCGGCGAUCGACCGAUCAACAGGCGACGGCUUGCCGGCCCAGUCCGGCCCUACAAUAGCACCGGCGGCUCCGCUGAUCAAAAAGCCCCGAACUCCAUCGGCAGAGCCCAGUAGGUAAACCUCUCCGUAGUCCUACUCUUGUCCGACCCGCGCGGCCGCCGCCAGCCCGCGCCCUCGGAGCCCCCUUCCGCUUCUCCUCUCCGGGAAUGGCGUCGGCGCGAGGACCUUGCGGAAUUAGUGUCCGUUCUGACUUCAGUUCAGCCUGCCUUAUUCACAAGGCUGGAGCCCCAUCGAAUUCUGUUUCUGGCGUGAUGGCUGUUCAGGUUCACCGCCACCGUAACAAGGUCCGCAAUGGCCAAGCUAUCAGGUGUGCAAUGGCAACUGGAAAAGAGCAGGGUGCAAUUUCCACUGCCAGUAGCGGUGAUCAAACCAAGGGCGGUUUGCGUGGAAAAUUAAACAAAGUUGUUUUAGCUUAUAGUGGUGGUUUGGAUACAUCCGUUAUUGUUCCAUGGCUCAGGGAGAACUAUGGUUGUGAAGUCGUUUGUUUCACUGCUGAUGUUGGCCAGGGUGCCAUUGAAUUGGAAGGGUUGGAGAAGAAGGCAAAAGCCAGUGGUGCAUGUCAGCUUGUUGUGAAGGACCUCAAAGAAGAAUUUGUUAGUGAAUAUAUAUACCCCUGCCUGCGUGCAGGUGCAGUUUAUGAAAGAAAGUAUCUGCUUGGGACUUCGAUGGCUAGGCCUGUUAUUGCUAAGGCAAUGGUUGAUGUUGCCAAGGAAGUUGGUGCGGAUGCAGUUGCCCAUGGUUGCACUGGAAAAGGCAAUGAUCAGGUUCGCUUUGAGCUUACAUUCUAUGCUUUAAAUCCUGAACUUAAAGUGGUGGCACCUUGGAGGGAGUGGGAUAUCACAGGACGUGAAGAUGCUAUUGAAUAUGCAAAGAAACAUAAUGUACCUGUUCCAGUUUCAAAGAAAUCAAUAUACAGCCGAGACCGAAACUUGUGGCACCUUAGCCAUGAGGGUGACAUCCUGGAGGACCCAGCAAAUGAGCCAAAGGAAGAUAUGUAUAUGAUGUCGAUUGCUCCAGAAAAUGCGCCCUCGAAACCUGAGUAUUUGGAGAUUGGUAUCAUUGCUGGUGUUCCUGUUUCAAUCAAUGGCCGAGACCUCUCACCAGCAUCCCUCCUCGCGGAGCUCAAUGAAAUCGGUGGAAAGCAUGGGAUUGGGCGUAUCGACAUGGUGGAAAACAGGCUGGUCGGCAUGAAGUCACGUGGGGUCUAUGAGACCCCCGGUGGCACCAUCAUGGCAGCCGCGGUACGCGAGUUGGAGUCCCUGACCCUGGACAGGGAGACCAUGCAGUGGAAGGACAUCAUUGCCCUCAAGUACGCCGAGCUGGUCUAUGCUGGCCGCUGGUUUGACCCGCUCCGGCAGUCCUUUGAUGCCUUCAUGGAGAAGGUUACCGCGACGACCACUGGUUCAGUGACCCUGAAGCUGUACAAGGGUUCCGUGAACGUCGCGUCCCGGAAGAGCCCCUACAGCCUGUACAGGGAAGAUAUCUCCUCGUUUGAGAACGGGGAGAUCUACAACCAAGCUGACGCCGAGGGGUUCAUCAGGCUGUACGGCCUACCGACACGGGUCCGGGCGAUGCUGGAGAAGGGUAUCUGAGUAGUUGCCUGCUUGAUUUAGAAAUAAAAACAUCUGUUUCCCAGUGAUUGCAGACAGAUGGGUGUUUGGUGGGGAGUUCACCAUGCUGUUUUACCAUCCGUUUACAUUGUCCAAACCAAAAUAUUAUCAUUGCUACAUCAGCUGCUUUUCUCAUUGGUUUAUAUUGAGCAGACCAUUCUGGUCGAUUAUCGUCA